Messenger RNA from Helianthus annuus (common sunflower), 840 nucleotides. RefSeq lists its product as uncharacterized. The coding region runs from base 1 to 840 and encodes 279 amino acids. The transcript has 2 exons. The record is from RefSeq and is a predicted model, not a curated record. NCBI's taxonomy places the organism in Eukaryota, Viridiplantae, Streptophyta, Magnoliopsida, Asterales, Asteraceae.
AUGUUACAAGAGACACAGUUUGCGUCUCUUGUUGGUGUCGACUUGGGGAGGUUUUGGGGGAAAGGGAGUUUUGAAUUUGAUUGGGUUGGCGCGCCAGGUCGUUCUGGUGGUCUAGUUUCGUUAUGGGACCCUAAGAGAUUUUCGGCUUCUAGGGUGGUAAAGAGUAGAUUUUUCUUAUGUAUUCAUGGUUAUUUGAAAGAUGAUGGGAAGGCGUUUUCGUUGAUAAAUAUUUAUGCUCCACAAAAGUUGAGGGAUAAGCGAUCUCUUUGUGCCGAGCUUGAAGGUAUUAUUGUUCGAGAUAAUGCAUUUUGGGUUGUUGGCGGUUAUUUUAAUUGUGUGCGAGAUCGGUCAGAACGUAGGAACUCUAGGUUUAAUGCUUUGGUUUCUAAUGAGUUUAAUGAUUUCAUUGAUAAGGUGGAAUUGCAUGAAUUUACUUUAAAAGGUAGGAAGUUUACCUUUGUUUCUGGAAAUAAAUGUAGCCGUAUCGAUCGUAUUCUUGUGUCAUGGAAUUUUGUGAAUGAAUGGACAAAUGCAGAGUAUAGAGCUCUUGCUAGGGAGGAAUCGGAUCAUUGCCCGUUAGUGUUGAAGAUUGAAGCGCAAUAUUUUGGGCCUAAACAUUUUAGAUUCUUUAAUUCUUGGUUAUCCAGGGACAGGUUAAGUGAAGUGGUUGAUAAAGUAGAGAUUGAAGAGGAACUUAAUUUAAAGGCUGAAUUAUGUGAGCUAGAUGAGUUAAUUGAUGAAAGGGAUUCGACCGAAACCGAGAUGCGUGUUCUUAAUGAAGCUAAGAAUCGGCUUAGGGAAAUGGGCGAUAUUAAAAAGAAAGAUAUUCGACAAAAAUAA